Messenger RNA from Trichechus manatus latirostris (Florida manatee), 987 nucleotides. RefSeq names its product CD207 molecule (gene CD207). The coding region runs from base 1 to 987 and encodes 328 amino acids. Lineage: Eukaryota; Metazoa; Chordata; Mammalia; Sirenia; Trichechidae. The transcript is spliced from 6 exons. Gene Ontology annotation, molecular function: signaling receptor activity. The record is from RefSeq and is a predicted model, not a curated record.
AUGACGGCUAGAGAGGAGCUCCCUUGCGCGCACUUCACAGUAGAUAAAGAGAACAUCUCCCUCUGGUCCAAAGAGCCUCCUAGCAAGAUGGAUUGGCCUCUGGCUCUGAGGAAACCUUCCACCCUGUGUGCCGCAUUAACCUUCAUGACUCUGGUCCUGCUCACCUCCAUCCUGCUGCAGGGUAUCCUCUAUUCCUGGUUUUUGGGCACAAUAUCAGAUAUAAGGACCAAUGCUCAGUUGAUGGAAGGGCGUGUGGACAACAUCAGCACAGAAGGUUCUGAAAUUAAGAGGAAUCAUGGUGGCCUGAAGGCAGCCAACAUUCAGAUCCAGAGGGUGAAUGUCAGCUUGAAUGAUGUGCGCUCUCAGCUCCUGAGAUUGCAAACUGGUCUGGAGAAAGCCAGUGCAGGGAUCCAGAUAUUAACAAAAAGUUGGGAGGAAGUAGAUGCUCUAAAUGCCCAAAUCCCAGAGUUAAAAAAAGAUUUGGAUAAAGCCAGUGCUUUAAAUGCAAAGGUCCGGGGACUUCAGAGCAGUUUGGAGAAUAUGGACAAGUCACUCAGACAACAAAAUGACAUUCUACAGAUGGUUUCUCAAGGCUGGAAGUACUUCAAGGGGAACUUCUAUUACUUUUCUCGUGUCCCAAAGACCUGGUACAGUGCCCAGCAGUUCUGUAAGUCCAGGAAUUCGCACUUGACUUCAGUGACCUCAGAGAGUGAACAGGAGUUUCUGUACAAGACAGCAGGAGGAAUUUCCCACUGGAUCGGCCUGACCAAAACAGGGAGUGAAGGGGACUGGUACUGGGUAGAUGACACUCCGUUCAAUAAGGUCCAAAGUGUAAGGUUCUGGAUUCCAGGUGAGCCCAACAAUGUUGGGAACAAUGAACACUGUGCCAAUAUAAGAGCGGCUUCACUUCAGUCCUGGAAUGAUGACUCCUGUGACAAUAAGUUACUUUUCAUCUGUAAGCAGCCCUAUAUCCCAUCAGAACCAUGA